Molecule: messenger RNA, 1422 nt
Organism: Rotaria sordida
Lineage: Eukaryota; Metazoa; Rotifera; Eurotatoria; Philodinida; Philodinidae
Source: the annotation of a GenBank genome assembly
AUGUCAAUAAUUGAACAAGCAAGUAAUAAUAUCUAUCAUUGGUUUACUAUUGAUUUAGAACAUCGUAAUGGAAAUUUGGCUUUGAGUGAAACUAAACAACAUCAAAAUCAACAUCAACAUCAACAUCAACAUUCAAAUGAUUUUUUUUCUAUUAAUGACAAACGAAAUGAACUAGUCAAUCAACCAUCAUAUGAAAUGAAUAGUCUUAAAAAAAGUAGUGAAUUUCUUGUAUUGGAUUGGACCGGUCAUCAACAUAUUUUUCGAGAACAAGAUCCAAUUAAAUGUGAUUUUUCUUAUAUAACUCGUGAUUAUUGUGUAUCAAAAUUUAAAUCACUAACAAAUGAUAUUCUCCGUUUAAAUCUUACUGAAAGAUGUAUUCGUUUAUUUACAUUGACUGUACGUUGGACAGAUGAUCAAUCACGUUUAAAAGAAGCUGAUCUUAUAUCAUAUCAUUCCAUUCAUAUGCCAUCAAAUAAUUUACCAAAAUUAGAACGUAAUGAUAAACGACAACAAUAUUCAACUGUUUAUGUACUUGAAAGUGAAAUACAUUCAUCUGGUGGUCAUGAUUGGCAUGAAAUUGAUUUUCCCAUGUGGUAUAAUUUAGAACAUUCAUAUCCUGAACCAGCUACAUAUUUCGAUAUAAAAACAUAUCUUGAUAAAUUAUUUGCACCUGUUCGAGUACCAUUUUCAAAAAAAACUAAAUCAGCACCAAUUAUAUGGAUUAUAUCAAAUUGUAAUGCUUAUAAUGGUCGUCAAUCAUUAGUUCGACAAUUAAUGUCAUACAUUCCUAUUGAUUCAUUUGGUGGUUGUCUUAAUAAUGCUAAAUCUGCUGAAGCACAAACACGUGCACAAUCAAAUUCCGAAUUAUAUGCAUCAUAUAAAUUUGUUAUAUCAAUUGAAAAUUCCAAUUGUGAAGAUUAUGUUACAGAAAAAUUAAUUGAUGCAUUAUCAUCAACAGCUGUACCUAUUGUUGCUAGUCGUGAUAGAAAACCUGAUUAUACACGUUUUGCACCAAAUCAUUCAUAUAUAAAUGUAUAUGAUUAUAAAACAGUAAAAGAAUUAGCUGAUCAUUUAAAUUAUUUAUCAAAUAAUGAAACAGCUUAUAAUGAAUAUCUUUGGUUUAGACGGCCACCAGCAAAUAAAUAUGCGACAUCAGGCAUUACUGAACGAUCAUUAGGUGAAAAUCUUCGUUUAGCUGAUGAAAUAUUGGGCAAAAAUGCCACGAUGCGUCAAUGGCUAUUAGCUAAGGAAGCUAGUAUUAAUAAAUAUUGUAAAUUGGUAAAAUUUAUUCAUACAACAUAUUGGAAAUUAAUUUAUAAACGCAAAAAAAGUAAUCGACCAACUCCAAAUGAAGUUUGUUUACCAGCGAAUGAUAUAGCUAUAUAUUUUGCUAAUUCAUCUGUUGCUAUUGUAGCUGCUUAA